AUGGUGGGGGAGGCAGUCAGGAACGGACGCAUUGAACCACUACUGGUUGGAGGUGAGCAUGUAGAACUAUCGCACCUUCAAUUUGCGGAUGAUACGAUAUUAUUUUGUCCCCCAAACACAGAGACAGUGGUGCAUUAUAAGAGACUGUUACGGUGUUUUGAGUUGAUGUCGGGGUUGAGCAUCAAUUAUGAUAAGUCAAAUAUGAUACCAGUAAACUGUGAGCAGGAGUGGGUUGAUCAGGCGUGCGGCCUCUUGGGGUGCAAGCAAGCUGUGUUACCGGUUAGGUACCUGGGAAUCUCUCUAGGUGCGAAUCCGAGGCUAGUGAAGACUUGGAAACCAGUCAUCGAUAAGGUGCAAGAAAAGCUCAGCCUAUGGAAAGCGAAGGUGUUGAAUAAAGCAGGAAAGCUUAUUCUCAUUAAGUCGGUGUUGAAUAGCCUGCCGAUAUAUUACUUAAGUCUGUACAAGAUGCCAAAGGCGGUUGCGGACAAGCUGGUUGCGUUGCAAAGGAGAUUUAUGUGGGGUAAGGGGGAUGGAAAGGAUGGUAUCCCAUUAGUUAAGUGGGAGUUGGUUCAGGCUCCGAAGAAGGCUGGGGGUUUGGGGGUUGGGGAUGCAGUGCUUUGGAACACAGCACUCUUGUUUAAGUGGUGGUGGCGGUUUUCAAAGGAGGAUUGCCCCUUAUGGAAGAAAAUUGUCUGCUCCUGUAACAAUUUGAGCCCUGAUGUCAUGUUGGUAAAUCAGAAGAUACCAGAGAAAGGCGGGCCAUGGAAGGACAUAUGA
This is a messenger RNA of Arachis duranensis, 777 nucleotides long. RefSeq lists its product as uncharacterized. The coding region runs from base 1 to 777 and encodes 258 amino acids. The record is from RefSeq and is a predicted model, not a curated record. The transcript has a single exon. Lineage: Eukaryota; Viridiplantae; Streptophyta; Magnoliopsida; Fabales; Fabaceae.